Rubroshorea leprosula is the source of this 2094-nucleotide messenger RNA. The record is from the annotation of a GenBank genome assembly. NCBI's taxonomy places the organism in Eukaryota, Viridiplantae, Streptophyta, Magnoliopsida, Malvales, Dipterocarpaceae.
AAUUUUUUUUUUUUUUCCUUUUGUUGGUGGAUCCAACUCCCACUCUACGGGCCGCCGCGAAACGCCGCCAUCGUUGGCAAUGAGAUAUCUUCGGUUUCUCAAAAUUCGUCCAAAUCCAAAUUAUUUUCUUGCUUCCCCUUUUUCUCCCAGAUUCUCUGGAUAUCCAAAAAGCUUAGUUAUUUUUUAAUCCCAUUUUUUUAAAAAUAAAAUUUUUAAGCUUUUCUGCAUUUCUCUCGCUUUAUAAGUCGGUUCUUGUUGCACCUCCGGCAUCCCUGUUCCUCCCCAUCUCUUCUCCUCCUCCUCCAAAUUUCAAUGCCCAGAUUCUUUUUUUGGCGGUAAUUUCAAUACCCAGAUUAAAAAUCGUUUCUUUUGAGUAGGGUUUUCUUUUUUCCCAACUUUUCUUUAUUUAAUUUGGGAGCCAUCAUUAUUGCUUUUUAGGACUGUUUCUGAUUCCUUUUAGCUUCUUAGCGGUAGAAUUCAUCUGGGGUUUUGCAUCGCCGGUGGAAUGUGAAGACCGUUAUGUUAAAGAAGCAGAAGAGUCAAAUUUGUUUUUACCUAAACAGAGCUUUGAUGGCUUACUUAACCCGUUAUGAUCAUCCAUUUAUCAAGCAAUUCCAUGCUUUGCCACAGUCGCAGUCUACAGCCGCCUGCCACCCUCGUUCCCAAUUUCUCGGCUUAAUUAAUUGUGCCGAUAAUUGCAAUAGCGGUCUUAAGUGUAACAGAGUUUCUGGUUUAACGUUAACUCUGAAGGGUUGUUUUGAUGAUUCCCGCAGUUCAUGUGAACGGAGACCUCGAGUAUUUGUUCCGCAAUCGGCGCGUAAUUUGGAGGUUAUUAGCCUUGGUGAGGCGGCGAAGGAUACUAAACUAGAGAAGGAUCCUACACUAUCUGCUAAUGGACGGGGCACAUGCGGAAGAGGAAGUCCUCUUGGAUUCCUCGACCGUUCAGACAAAAUAGCGGUUGCUGUUGAUGUCGACGAAGUUCUGGGGAACUUUUUGUCUGCCUUGAACAGAUUUAUUGCAGAUCGUUAUUCAUUAAACCACUCUGUCUCAGAGUACUACGUCUAUGAAUUCUUCAAGAUAUGGAAUUGCUCUCGUAAUGAAGCUGAUAUUCGUGUCCAUGAGUUCUUUAAGACACCAUAUUUCAAGAAAGGAAUCCAACCUAUCCCAGGUGCUCGGGAGGCACUUCUUAAUUUAUCGAGAUUUUGUAACCUAUCAGUCGUAACGUCUCGUCAGAAUGUAAUCAAGGAUCAUACAAUUGCGUGGAUAGAGAAGCAUUACCCACGACUGUUCCAGGAGAUUCACUUUGGGAACCAUUUUGCCCUAGAUGGCCGGUCCAGACCAAAGUCAGAAAUAUGCAGGUAGGCCAAUGAACUCCUUGCCACUACAUAGAAUAAUGGCAAGAAAAAAUAUUGCCUUUGUUCAUCCAUGAAACCCCUGACUUUGUUGCCUUUCCAACUUUAAAAUUGAUAGUACUUUGGCGUUCCUUCUUUUUAUCUUAAUAGUGUAACACACCUGCCUUUUUGAUUUGUGAGCAUUGCCUUGGAAAUGAGCCCAACUGAUUAACUUAUGAAGUUCACUCCAUACGUGUUUUGCUUUAUGCCUUGUUUUUGGCAGAUCAUUAGGAGCAAAGGUUUUAAUUGAUGAUAAUCCACGAUAUGCCAUUGAGUGUGCUGAAGUUGGAAUUAGGGUUCUGCUUUUUGAUUAUCAGAACUCAUAUCCAUGGUCCAAGAUGGAGACAAUCAAUCAACAUCCCCUGGUGACUAAAGUUUGUAAUUGGGAUGAAGUGCAGCAGCAUAUAGUUUCUUGGAUCAUCUCAUAGUUGCUCGAUCCUGUAACGUGCAAUGAAUAUAGACCACCACUUCAUCAGUAUGCUAUAACAGAUUAUUUUACGCCUAGAACAUUUGAAAGUGAUGAAAAGGUAAGCUUAGUUGUAAUGGUGGUUUCUGGUGACGAGCAAUAGAGAGACUGCCAGACCAGCCAAGCUUGGUCCUGUUAGAGAAUUACUAGAAGCAUUGUUAGGAUCACUAUAUUUCAUUUCUUUAAGAAAUUUUCCUCUUUGAGCAAAACAAUGGCUUUACGUUGCCGAAUGCGAUG